AUGCCCAAGACCGUGGGCGACGUUGUCCUUGCCGUUGCCGGCGGCGGCGUCGACGAGAGCCCGGACAUGGCCGUGACAGGCGCCGUCGCGGGGAAUCCCGCCGUCGCCGAGCGAGGCGCUUCCGGGAAGGAGGCCAGGCACAGCGGUGACAAGAAGGGAGCUGACGGGGUGCGAAGAGAGUCAGAAGGAGCGGAGGGUGGGGGGACAGGCGAAGCCGGUGCUGGAGAUGAGACGGACGGGGAGGAGGACAGAAAGCGUAAGAGGCAACAGAGGGCGCUGCAGGCGUUCCUCAAGGGGGCUAUGCGAAGAGAGUUCUGA
Molecule: messenger RNA, 318 nt
Organism: Ectocarpus siliculosus
Lineage: Eukaryota; Phaeophyceae; Ectocarpales; Ectocarpaceae
Source: the annotation of a GenBank genome assembly